GUGACGAUAGCGUUCAUCUCUCCGAACGUCUUGUACUCAAAUUUCGCAAGCUCCGCGGCUCCGUCUUGCACGAAUUAAAUUUCCGGCCGUGUCAGGAAAAACGCGACAACGCUAUAAUAGAUAACGCAGAAUUCGGCGCUGGGUGGAGCUGAGACUUUCGGAGAUAACGCAACUUAGAAUCACACUGAUAAGCACUUAAGCAACAUUAUCGGAGCACGUGCAGGGAAGCGGCCGGAGCAGAGAACAGCUGACGGGCGAUUCGAAUUUCGCGCGGAGUGUACACGCGUGUCACGUGACCGGCGAUCGCGCGGGCAGGCGGGCCGAGGUUAUAAAUAGGAGUAGGCUAGCCGCGGGGAGCCUCUUUCACUUCCCGCUACGCGUCGCGGCGCGUUGUCCGUCGCCCAUUAGCCCCGAUCAUUACGCGGUGUGCCGUGUGCCUGUGUGGAGGCUGUGGAGCUCGUGCUCUCCUCACGCGAUCUGAUCCGCUCUCCCUCUCGCGCACGCCGUCGCUCGUACGUUCGCUCGCUCGCUUCUCAGGAAGCCCACCCUCGAGAGAAGAGGAGGCCACAACAGGUAACGAUUCCGGCGACUCCAAAUCUUACUGCACUCCCAGGUGGUAACCUCAGAGCGGGAACCUCGCGCGUAAACCACAGGCAAGAGGAAACGACGACGACGACGACGACGAGGAGGAGGAGGAGCAUCAGGCACGUGGAGGAAAGAAGUUCACUCGCGGCCAUAACGCACGGUAGCAGCGGGGCUCGGCGAUACAACGGCGGUACACCUGGAACGGAACUGAGUGGCGAGCACCCGCUACGAGACGACGAGGCGACAACGGCGGCGACGACCCCGAAACGCAGGAAGAUGCCGGAGACCGCGCACCAUAUGAACGGCUACGCGAACGGCCACGCGCCGCCCGAGCUGCAGCAAGACACCGCGUUCUUAUUCACCUCGGAGUCGGUCGGCGAGGGACACCCAGAUAAAAUGUGUGAUCAAAUAAGCGACGCCAUUUUGGAUGCACAUUUGAAACAAGAUCCCGACGCUAAAGUUGCAUGCGAAACUGUUACGAAAACUGGGAUGAUACUCUUGUGCGGAGAGAUUACAUCAAAAGCUGUAGUGGAUUAUCAGAAGAUCGUACGAGAUACAGUGAAACACAUCGGUUAUGAUGAUUCCUCCAAAGGAUUCGAUUGGCGUACGUUGAACCUUUUGGUGGCGAUCGAACAGCAAUCCCCAAAUAUUGCGGAUGGUGUUCAUACGGACAAGCAAGAGAUGGACGUGGGUGCAGGUGAUCAGGGUCUAAUGUUCGGUUACGCUACCGAUGAAACCGACGAAUGUAUGCCACUGACGGUCGUACUGGCGCACAAAUUGAAUCAAAAAAUCGCCGAGCUGAGACGAAGUGGUGAAUUGUGGUGGGCUCGUCCAGAUUCAAAAACACAGGUAACCUGCGAAUAUAUCAUGGACCAUGGAGCCUGCGUACCUAUAAGAGUCCAUACUGUUGUGGUAUCACUGCAACAUAGUGAAAAAAUUGGUCUAGAUGAAUUGCGUAAAGCGGUCAUGGAGAAGGUCAUCAAAGAAGUAAUACCAGCAAGAUAUCUAGAUGAGAGAACAGUCUUCCAUGUGAAUCCUUGCGGGGUUUUCAAUAUUGGUGGACCACAGAGUGACGCUGGUCUUACUGGACGGAAGAUCAUCGUAGAUACGUACGGUGGUUGGGGAGCGCAUGGUGGGGGUGCAUUUUCCGGUAAAGACUUUACAAAGGUGGACAGAUCAGCUGCUUAUGCCGCAAGAUGGGUUGCCAAAUCCUUGGUAAAGGCUGGCCUUUGCAGACGCUGUCUUGUACAGGUUUCUUAUGCAAUUGGAGUGGCGGAGCCAUUGUCUAUUACAGUUUUCGAUUAUGGCACAUCUACACGUUCUCAAAACGAGCUCCUAGAUAUAGUGAAUAAGAACUUCGAUUUGCGACCCGGAAAAAUCGUCAAGGAGCUAAAUCUUCGCAAUCCUAUUUAUCAACAAACCAGUACGUAUGGUCACUUUGGACGAGACGGUUUCACAUGGGAGCAACCAAAAAAAUUAAUUCUCGAUGAUUGAUGAGAGGGUGAAUCUUAAAUUGGUCUCGGCGUUUCUCGAUUUUAGAUAUCCGAUAGAACAUCUGUUUCUCUUUCUCUAACUAUCUCCUUCUCUAUCUCUUCCUCUCAGAGAAGUAACCGUGUUAUUACAAAUAAUGAAAACUAAAGAAUUUCGUCCGCGAUACUUCGAUCUCUGUGUGCCGCAGCCACCACCGAGAUCACCGAUUUCUUACGCCAAUACUUAGAGAGGACUAGGUAUAGGCAGUUCUCUUUCUAGUUCUUUUGCCAUGAAAUACCGCAUUAUAUGUGACAACAGGCAUAGUACAAAUCUCGUCCAUAUGUGGAUAUGGACAAUCAUUUCUUCCUUCAUUCUAUUUUCGGUUUUUCGCGUGGUGGUAUAUCUUUUAACGGCACAACAAACACGUAGACAUAAUUGAUGCAUUACGCAAGAAAUAAGGCAAGCCUAUAUUAUAUGGAUCCCAUUGUAUGUUUCUCCAUGUUCAGGUUUUGAAAACUUUUUUCAACUAAUGAAAAUUAACAUCAAUUUGAUAAGAGGUUGCAAAUCGAUUCUUUUUCGCAAAUAUUCUUUACUUAUACUAAAAUAUGAAGAAGGGAAACUUGUAGUGAAUCAAAUUUUCAUCUGAAGAAUAAACACAGGCGCUAUAUUGAUAUGUGUUUUCAGAUUCGGGAAUGUAACUGCAGUCUCAUAGAUUUUUAGCUAUAUUUGUAGUCCCUCGCACGUACAUGAAAGUUCGAUACUUCAACUUGAUCAACUAAUGAGUGGGCUAAUUUUUAAUUAGAAUGCACAGAUUAUACAUUGCAGGUUUACUUAAAAUUUUAUUUCGCUAAGGACAUUUAUUGAUUUAUCAAUCGAUCUUUCGUGUACGUAUCUUCAUUAGAAUUAUUAAUCGUUGAGAAAAAAAAGUGUAAAUUAAUGACAAUGUGUCCACGGCAUAUGUAUAGCAAAGAAGGAAAUGACGUUUAUUCGCGCGUUUGUGAACGUGUUCACGUCAUGAAAUCACGUUCGCGUUCACGAUUUCACGGCAGAUAAUAUGAUACCAAAUUGGAUGCAUUAUCGACUAGCUGAACCAUUGUUAAAUAUUUUAGGAUUUAAAAAUCAUAUUAGUCUAAUUGAACGGCUUCGUUGUAAAAAUAGUUUUCAUCGUUUUAUAGUAUACCCGCGAAUAUUGGUAACUAUGCAAACGUAUUUAAUCGCUCCAUGAAGUGUACGGUCAUUUCCCUCUUUGCUAUUGUUUUAACUAAAUAGAACAAUUGCAGCAGAUAUUACAUUAGAGAAAGCGAAACCAUUGAAAAUCUAAUCCCGGUAGAGGUCCAGCACAGACCGUGUGACGGAGCUCGGAACUGUUGUAGAAUUUUUCAAUGUUUUUUGGUACAGAUAAAAAAUGUCCGACAUUGUCGGAUUUUAAUGUGAGAAACAUUAGUGCUGUAAAAAGAUUUAGUCAUCUUCUGGCAGAAUUCAUGUGUGCGACUUGCGACUUGUAAACCAUAUCGGCAAUAUGUAAUAGUGCACAAGUUCGUAAAAAAAAAGACACAAAAUAAAACGGAUUUUUUAAUAAAAGCAUUUCUUGUCGUUUUGUGUACUACCGUACCAUUAUACAUGCAAAGCAUAUUUAAUCCUCAAUCUUCCUACGAAUUUUACGCGACGCAUAAUUUGCACUUAAUGGACCAAUGUUGCAUUUCUGUGAACAGUUUCCCCGAUAAAUGGCAUGAGCUCUGUCGCACAAGACGCUGCGAUUAGCUGUAUAGUCGUGAACAUAAUAAGCAAUUUUUAUAUGCAUUUGCACGAUUAUUCUUUAGUAUUCGAUGAUAUGAGAUGUAUAACGUGUAGAAUAAUCCCUAGCCCCGAAUAGUCCUCGCGUGUUCUGCCUUGCCGCGCAUUUUGUUAAAUUAUAGCAAUACUUUUACGGUGUAAAAUAUAUUAUAAAUGCGCGCGUAUCCAAUGAAGUAGAUUAUUAAUAGCGUACAUUAUACACAUACACACAAACACUAAUUUGUUAGUACAUUUAUUCCAAUGUAUAUAAGAUUUUUCCAUAUUCUCUCCUUUUAUAUAGAAUAAUUUUGUUUCAUAAUAUUUUUUCCCGUACUGUUUAAACAGAAAAUAUAUAAAUGGCUAUAAAUAUAUAUAGCAUAAAAUAUGGAUUUAGUAAAUUAGACGAUUAUAAAAAUAGUAAUUAAUAAAACAGCAUUUAUGUG
This is a messenger RNA of Monomorium pharaonis (pharaoh ant), 4271 nucleotides long. It is a transcript of the gene Sam-S, whose product is annotated as S-adenosylmethionine synthase. Gene Ontology annotation, molecular function: ATP binding; methionine adenosyltransferase activity. Bases 862 to 2079 code for a protein of 405 amino acids. Gene Ontology annotation, cellular component: cytosol. NCBI's taxonomy places the organism in Eukaryota, Metazoa, Arthropoda, Insecta, Hymenoptera, Formicidae. Gene Ontology annotation, biological process: S-adenosylmethionine biosynthetic process. The transcript has 10 exons. The record is from RefSeq and is a predicted model, not a curated record.